AAAUUUCUCUUUUUUCCUCCAAAAUUUCUCUUUUAUUCCCUACAUUUGACUUUUUCCCCCCACACUUCUCUUCCCCCACCCAAAUUCGCCAUUUUUCCUCCAAAUUCAUCCUUUUUUCCCCCCACGUUUCUCUCUUAUCCCCACCAUUCACCUUCUUUCCCCCCAAAAUUCACCCUUCCAUCCCCAAAUUUUCUCUUUUCCCCCACCCAAAAUCCACCCCCCUCCCAAAGGACGGACGCCCCAUUGCAGCGCACCACAGUCUGCGAGCUUUUGGGUCCCCACCGCCUCCAUUCCUCCAUCCCCACGGGGACCCCGGUGUGGAAAUGGCGAACGUUCCCCCCAGUUUUCCCCAAUCUUCCCCAAUUCUCCCCCAAUUCAGGGAAAUUUUGCACUUUUUGCUCCUCCCGGUGCACACGGAGCCUCUGAGGCAGCACAUUCCCCUCCCACCAGCACCGACUCAGAGCAGCGUUUGUUCCCAGCUCUCAACCUCCCCUCUCCGCCUUUGGGUCCCCCCCACUCUGACCCCCUUCCCCCCCCAUUCUUUUGGGGCUGCGAAGGACCCUCCACCCCAUUUCUGCUGCCAUGGAUCCACAGCGAGGAGCGAAGGAUGCCAAUUUCAGCCUGAAGUGCAUUAAGGACAAACUGCUCCCCAUUGCAGGCACUGUGCUGGUGGCAGCGCUGCUCAUCGCUGUCAUUUCACUGGCAGGUGAGCUUGGGGCACCCCACCGCUCCCCCCUCCCGGGUUGCCCCAAGGAUGAGAUCGGGGUCGGGACGCAGUGCUUCUACUUCGUGGAGGACGCGGCAGACUGGGAUGGAGGGCAGCGCUUCUGUCUGUCCCACGGAGCGCAAUUGGCCACCGUGGGGAGCCCGCAGGAGUUGGUGAGA
Messenger RNA from Meleagris gallopavo (turkey), 885 nucleotides. Lineage: Eukaryota; Metazoa; Chordata; Aves; Galliformes; Phasianidae. The record is from RefSeq and is a predicted model, not a curated record.